Molecule: messenger RNA, 3926 nt
Organism: Solea senegalensis (Senegalese sole)
Lineage: Eukaryota; Metazoa; Chordata; Actinopteri; Pleuronectiformes; Soleidae
Product: MORN repeat-containing protein 3-like
Exons: 1
Coding region: 1490-2332 (280 amino acids)
Source: RefSeq, a predicted model, not a curated record
UAAAAUGUUAUUACUGAAUUUCAUUGAAGGGAUAACAUAUUAUUUUUUACUAAUUGACUAUUUACGAAUUAGUUGUAGCGCUACUACUAUUACUAAUUCUGCUGCUCAUACUACUACGAUUACUAUUGCUCCAACAAUUACAACUAGUACUUCUGUUUUUACUAUUGCUGCUACUGCUAUCACUACUACGAUUCUGCUGGUACUUCAACUACGACUACUACUAUUGCUUCUACUACUAGUACUACUGUUACAGCUUCUAAUACUAUGACUACUAAUUCUGCUGCUAUUACUACUACUAUUACAAUACUUAGCCUACUUUGAUUACUGAUUCUGAUGCUAUUACUCCUACUACUGCUGCUGCUACUGCUAAUAAUAGUACUAUACUAUUGCUACAUAUUUAGCUGGUACCACUAUUUCACAGAUAUUACAGCUUUAAUAGUUGGGCAUUAUUAAGCACAAAUUUUGCUAAUACAAAUUGACUAGAAACUCUCACAACUCUCACUACUUAUCCAAAAGCUUGCUCGAACAUUAUACGUUAUGAACUCUGCGUCGUGUUGUAUGAGAAGCGAGGACCGGACCAUGGACGUUUUUUUGUGGUAGUGUCUGUUUGAUUUCUUCCAUGGAUGUUGUGAUGGAAGACAUGAGGGGGACACCAGGAAGAGGGCAAGAGGGCGACACCUAGAGGUAGAAACCGAAAUUCUUCUUCUCAGCUGCCCGAAAGAAGAGAGUCGCAGCAACCUCACCAACCCUGACAUGGAAUUCCAAGACAGCUUUCGUUUGCGUCACAUUAAGUCAGCCGUACACGUACAGUAGGACUGUUAGAUUGGUAUCAGUAGACAUGUUGAUACACUGUUUGUAUGCAAAAUACCAUUUAGACCGUUGUUAUUGCCAGGUAUUGCUAACAGUGGGCAGCCAGGCAUACGUUUGCAUCCAUGUUUUUUCCAACUUCUCAAGUGGAAAACGAUCAACUCUGAGGGUACAGUUGCUAUUGGCGCAUUCCAGGUGUAGUUGGAAGGCGGACUUUCCGAGUUCCUAGUUGGAUUACCAACUCGGAAAGUCAAAGUAAGGAAAGGAAGGAAAGGCUGCCAAUUGUUUAGUAGUAAAAAAGUAGUAAAAACGUGAAAAUGUGUUUCACAUGAAGUCAGUUGUACACUAUCAGAACCAGCAUGUCUCCAUUCCCAAUGGUUCCGCUGGAGAAGGCGGGUGCCCAAAGUGCGUGGGUCUCAAGUGCUCAACCCAAAACAAACUCAUUCGAAGGCCGUGCCAGACCAAACAAGCCUAAAGUUCUAUCUGCGGCCAUGUUGCUGUGCUGCGUGGGUGCCCAAAAUUGGCACAGACACAUGGUGCUGCCCCCUGGAUGACCCGGGCCUGGACGAGGGCAUGAAGAUGGAGACAGCCGGUAUGAUGAUGUCAUGUUGCCUUUUAAGUGUUGAACAUAAAUAUCAUAAAGGUUACAUACUCCACAUUAGAUCAGACGGCAUUGGUAGCCAUGCCUUUACGGAAAAACAAUUUCCUUCGAUGUCCAUCAAAAGUGGUGGAAAGAAGGUCACAGAGACAUGGACCGCGGAGCACAAUUUACGAGCUCAAUGGAGAUCAAUACAAAGGAGAGUGGAAGAACGACAUGAAGCACGGGAUGGGACAACAGGUUUGGAAGUCUGGUGCCAACUACAUAGGAGACUGGAAAUAUGGGAAAUGUGAUGGCUAUGGCACAUACACCAAGGGGAAUCAGUUGUACAUUGGGGAGUGGAGAAAUGGCAAGAAGCAUGGGCAUGGUAAAUAUGCUUACAGUGAUUUAGCAUAUUACCAUGGGGAGUGGAGGAAGGGCCACCGCAGUGGCUGGGGAGAGAUGCACUAUGAGAAUGGUGACGUGUUUAUGGGGGAGUGGCUGUUGGAUAAGCGUCACGGAAGGGGCAUUAUCCGAUAUAUAGGUGGUGACUGGUAUGAAGGCGAAUGGCAAUAUGACGAGAAGCAUGGCAAAGGAAAGUUGUACUUUGCCGAAAAAGGCAAACAGUAUGUGGGGAUGUGGGUAAAUGGAGAGGCAAAAUGUGGAACCCUUACUGACUGUGAGGGAGUGGAAGUGGAAAAUGAAAUAGGAGCGGGAACCAGUAAUGAAAAAUUAGUGAUUCCAACUGCCAAAACACAAGAAAACAGAAACAAACAGAGGGACGAAGAGCCAAAGGAAACAGUAGAGGACGGCGGUAGUGCCACAUUAGAGUUACCAAGUGCCGAAACAUGUCAAGAAGAAACAAAUGAACAGAUGGAUGAAGAGGCAAAAGAAGGCAGUAGUGAAACAUUAGCCGAAACGCUCCAAAAAGAUCAAAGUGAGGAGUAAGACGAAGAAAUGUGCGUCGAUUACCCGCAGCUGUGGCGAAACCUGAAGAUAGAACAGUUUCAGCUCUUUGCAACUAGAGUUGCACUGUGAUGCUGGGGCAUUUACGUGCCUUGCAACCAUCACAAAAUGAAUCUAGCCCAAGAAAAAGUUUACCAUCUUUCAAAAUGUCAAACCCAACAGGCUACAGUGGAAUAGUCUGAAAGUUGCUUAGAAAGGUUCUAACUGGUCCUGUUCUAGCUGAGGUUGGCUCGAGCUCUCUCCCAUGACACUCAAAAGAUUUUCCACAUACAUGAUAGAUGGACGGAUGUUAUGACCAAGAAGUAUUUCAGUGGCAAGGCAAGCAUCAUAAGAGCCGGUCCCCGUUAGGACUCGAACACUGAACCUUCACGGACUCAAUGCCCAUCAGCUGCGAUUGAGUGUGAGAAACAACAAGGGCUCAAAGUAGUUUAAAUAGGAAUAGGCCAGAACUUGACGCACUAUAUUACCAUAAAUUGAUGUGGCAUAAAUUAACAAGUUUAGAGUUCCAAUGUGUAACAUUUUGGAGGGUUUAUUGGCAGAGAUUGCAUAUAUUGCAAGCUGCAGCUCCACGUGACUCCCGGUCUUUCUUGGUAAAGUGGUGUUUUGCGUUGCUACGUCUCCCAACGACAUUCCUGCACUGCAAACAGGAAGAGAUGCUUUUUACAUCACGACUGACUUUGAAAGUCAAAGCAGAAGCACCAUAGCUGCAAUGUGCUCCUACUAGUACUAGCUAUAGAGUUCGUAGUGGUUGGUGAAAGAAAGUUAAUUCUGCUGCAAAAAAAGAAACGGCUGUCAGCGGAUCGACGGGAUAAUGGAGUGGUCAGUGCGGUGUAGUGUAGCAUCACCCAGACAUUGGUUGUGCGGAGAUGCAGGCACUGUUUUUCAGAAUUACUCAGAGUUACUUAAUGGGGCUUUUACGUGAACUGUAGUCAAGAAUCUUGCUUUACAGAGAUCUAGAGUUCUAUUGUCGGUGAACAACAUACUUUCUGGUAUGUGAAGGCCACUGUAGUCCUCAAACUUGUUACAGUCAGCAGUCUCACCAUGAGAACUCACUCAUUCUUACACUGGACCUUAAUAAUAAUUUAGAUUUAUAAAGUUAUUAACAAUUUAGAUUUAUAAACACUUUUUAACUUUUUAAAUUACCCAGUGCCAAAUAACAAAAGAGAAAGAACAAUGCAAUUCAUUUUCUAAAAAUCAUGAUGUAUCAAUGAAAACAAAUAGGCAAAAUCUAUUAUAGCACAUUCUUACAUUCCUUUGGUCGGAUGAGAAUGAAUUUGAACUGUGAACAGUGAUUAUGAGAAAAUAAACACCUGUCAAAAAGAAACCCGUAGCUUACAUUGUAUCCUCUGUAGAGAGAAAUAAACAGCAAAUAAAAGAUGUGAGGGUUGAUGGUAAUUUCAUUAGGCUUAGACUCAGUUUCACGAAAGCCUUUAGCCUGCUCCAGACCAGUUAGGCUUAAGUAAUCCUGCCAAUGGUGUUAAACAGCAGUUGGGUUUCAUAAUGUUGCAUUACUGCCUUCUUCUGCUUAGUCAGCAAACUCUGCGAUCACAAACUAAUGUGUUCUAAAAUGUGUUCU